Molecule: messenger RNA, 2603 nt
Organism: Sus scrofa (pig)
Lineage: Eukaryota; Metazoa; Chordata; Mammalia; Artiodactyla; Suidae
Gene: MARCHF9
Product: membrane associated ring-CH-type finger 9
Biological process (GO): protein ubiquitination
Cellular component (GO): Golgi stack; trans-Golgi network
Molecular function (GO): zinc ion binding; ubiquitin-protein transferase activity
Source: RefSeq, a predicted model, not a curated record
UCGCCCCCUUCCCGGCCUUGUCCUCUCCCUUCCCCCGCCGCCUGAGAGCCCCCCCUUGCACGCCGCCCCCCGCCCCCCGGCGCCCGGACGAUGCUCAAGUCUCGGCUCCGCAUGUUCCUGAACGAGCUGAAGCUGCUGGUGCUGACGGGCGGGGGGCGGCCCCGGGCCGAGCCGCAGCCCCGGGGGGGGGGAGGCGGCUGCGGCUGGGCGCCCUUCGCUGGCUGCUCGACCCCGGACGGCGACGGCGACGAAGAAGAGUACUACGGGUCGGAGCCGCGGGCCCGGGGCCUGGCUGGAGACAAGGAGCCGCGGGCAGGACCCCCGCCGCCUCCCGCUCCGCCGCCUCCGCCCCCGGGCGCGCUGGACGCCCUAUCGCUCAGCAGCAGCCUGGACAGCGGGCUCCGAACCCCCCAGUGCCGAAUCUGCUUUCAGGGCCCGGAGCAGGGGGAGCUCCUGAGCCCCUGCCGCUGCGACGGCUCUGUGCGCUGCACGCACCAGCCCUGCCUCAUCCGCUGGAUCAGCGAGAGGGGCUCCUGGAGCUGUGAGCUCUGCUACUUCAAGUACCAGGUCCUGGCGAUCAGCACCAAGAAUCCCCUGCAGUGGCAGGCCAUCUCCCUGACGGUCAUUGAGAAGGUCCAGAUUGCAGCCAUAGUUCUGGGCUCUCUCUUCCUCGUUGCCAGCAUCUCCUGGCUCAUCUGGUCCUCACUCAGCCCUUCAGCCAAGUGGCAACGGCAAGAUCUGCUCUUUCAGAUCUGCUACGGCAUGUAUGGCUUCAUGGAUGUCGUCUGCAUAGGCCUCAUCGUCCAUGAAGGCUCCUCUGUCUACCGUAUCUUCAAGCGCUGGCAGGCAGUGAACCAGCAGUGGAAGGUCCUGAAUUACGAUAAGACCAAGGACAUAGGAGGAGAUGCAGGGGGAGGGACGGCAGGGAAGCCGGGCCCCAGGACCUCACGGACGGGCCCCCCCUCUGGGGCCACUAGCCGCCCUCCAGCUACCCAGCGCAUGCGGACGCUCUUGCCUCAGCGCUGUGGUUACACAAUCCUGCAUCUCCUUGGACAGCUGCGGCCACCAGAUGCCCGUUCCAGUUCUCAUUCUGGCCGUGAGGUUGUCAUGAGGGUCACCACGGUCUGAACUGAACCCCAGGAGCGGGGAUCUUGAGUCAAUGCGUCGGCCAGAGAUAAGCUGUCAUGGCUGCUGGAGGUACUACCUGGACAAGGUGUUUGGGGCACACUGCCCUCACCACUGAGGAUCUCUGUGGGCAGCCUCAAGCUGGAGACAUUGUCUGGCCUCUACUGCCCACUGGGUAGAGACACCUGGAUGACAUUCCAGCCCCACUCAAGCUCCUCACACUCAUCCUGGUGCCAGUGGGCAGGUGGGAAGAACAUCUUUUCUUCCCUAGAGAACCGUCCUUACCUCAGCUCCUAGGGCCUCCAGCCCCCCAGCUCCUCCACGGUGACUUGGUGAAGGGGGACCAAUGCCAGAAGAAAGGGGCUGUAGACCCCCCCCAUUCCCCACCCUAUGGCCACAGGGCAGCUGGCAAUAAGACUAGUAUACAUUGACCUCCCGUUCCCUGCAUGAGGGCGGGGGUACUUCCCCCUGCUCCACCCCCCAUUGCAUGGGGGGAGGGCAUAAAGAAUCAUUUAUAUGCACGUGGAGACUCCUUUCUCAUGUGGGGCUUUUUUGGGAGAUGUGGGGAGGUUUCUCUGCAGGGGUUGCAAAUCCCAAAUGCAACCAUGGAUUCUGAGUUGGAGGUGUGACUCCCACUUGGUGGUGAAUAAUUCACAUUGACUGCUAGGUGGCAGUGCUCAGAAGUAUCUAAGGGGUGGACCUGAUACCUGCGUGUUGUGUGAUUUAGAAAAAAAAUCCUUCCAUUGUGGUUUUCCUGUCUACCACACAGGGUAGGAUUGAGGAUAAAUGAGGGACAGGUUGAAUGCCACUGCAAAGAAGAUCAGUGAUGGCAUAAAAAGAUUUCUAGACUAGUUGAUGGUCCAUUUGUUUCAAAUAAUAGCUGGUUAACAAAUUCCAGAAUGUGUUUUUCGUCUGGAAUUGCACAGAGCCUGGGAAAUUUGUGUCGAGUAUCAUAAUAGAUAAUGGAAAAUACGAGGGGAAAUAGACAUUGCAAAUGUUAAGGAUGGUGGUUAUUUGCAAGAAUAAGAGCUUCUCCAGCCCCCUAAACACCGGGAGCUGGGAAAGGCUGGAGCUAUCCUUCUUGCUCUCAGGAUCUUGUGGCUUCUAUUAAUCCCUACCAGGAAAUGUGCUCACCCAGAGAAGGGGUAUAAAGUGAAUUGGACUUAUUUGGAGUGAGACAGGAUUUCCCAGGGUUAUGAGUCUCCAACCUCAGUUUAAGCUACUCUGAUGGCAGUUCAGGAUCACAGGUCUGAUCCUAGUGUACCCCAGCUAGUGAUAGUAACUGGAAGAUAUUGUGCUUGAAGGCAGCAGCAUAGAGGACUGUUGUUUAUAGGGAAAAGGUUUGGGAAGGACUGUUAAAAUGUCAGCCUAAAGCCAAGGUCCCUCCUGAGGCCUUGGGCUGUGUAUUAUGAGUGAUGGUAUCUUUUACGUGAACUAUUCAUCAGCAAUUAAAAUAAUUCAUAACAUUGCUUAAGUCA